Molecule: messenger RNA, 786 nt
Organism: Fonticula alba
Lineage: Eukaryota; Rotosphaerida; Fonticulaceae
Product: pre-rRNA-processing protein TSR3
Exons: 6
Coding region: 1-786 (261 amino acids)
Biological process (GO): maturation of SSU-rRNA
Molecular function (GO): rRNA small subunit aminocarboxypropyltransferase activity
Source: RefSeq, a predicted model, not a curated record
AUGCCGCCCAAGAAGUCGUCCGGCACAGCCAAGCGGCCGCAGGGGCGCCCCUCAGCCGGUGCCUCCACCGCCAUCAAGGGCCUCUCCGGGACUCGGCACUCCCAUACCCGCAAGGCCAUCCGGGAGGAUACCGAGACCUUUGACAACUAUGUGGCCGAUGUGACGGCCCCGAUGUCCAAGCUGCAGAUCGGCGCCGAGCCGGUCACCGACGAUUUGGUCGAUGGUCUCCCGCGCGACCUGCAUGACCGAAUCUUCUCCGGGCUUGAGGUUACCUACGCCGAUGAGCAUGGCGCUGGUGCCGAGGCUCGCGUCGACCUGGCGAUGUGGAACUUCGAGCAGUGUGAUCCGCGCCGGUGUAGUGGAGCCAAGCUCGCCCGCGAUGGUGUUAUCCGGGAGAUCCGCGUCAACAAGCGUUUCCCUGGUGUGGUGCUCACCCCUAACGCCACGCGUGCGGUCUCGCCAGCUGACCGGGACAUCGUCCUCGCCCAUGGCGCCUGCGUGGUGGACUGCUCUUGGGCUCGUCUGCAAGAGGUCCCCCUGGUCAGCCUGAAGACCCCGCACCCCCGACUUCUGCCGUUCCUCGUGGCCGCCAACCCGGUGAACUAUGGCCGUCCGCUCCGCCUGAACUGCGCUGAGGCUCUGGCCGCCACUCUCUAUAUCGUCGGCCUGGAUCACCAUGCUGAGCGUGUGUUGUCUCGCUUCAAGUGGGGCAUGCAAUUCUACCACCUCAAUCAGUGCGUCCUCUCUGCCGGGCCUGGAGAUCCUCCGCCGCUAUGCUGCUUGUAA